UUAUCCUUUCCCCUAAGAUUCGUGUCUUUCCCUUCUUUGUCGAUUGCAAGCUGCAGGCGAAGAAAAGAAAGCCGACAAGAGCCAGGAGCCGCCUUCGCCCUUCGUACGCAACAACAAAUACUUGCAGUGGGCGUUCUAGCAGUGGCGCUUGUUAUUCAUUUCAUUUUCCCAAAGUUUCAGACACAUAAAAGGAAACCCGAUAUAAAUUAGACGACUUCAUAUACUCCUACAAAUAUAAUGGCGAUUUCUUCUGCUAUCUCUUCCACUUCAUCCUCUUUCUUACACAAGAAAGAUGUGGGUUUGUCUGCUUUUACCUCUUCUACCUCCAUCAACACCCAAUUUUCAGCUUCGAAAUACAGGGCCAAUAAGUUAAAGAAGAUAGUUUCUGUCAUGGCUCCUCAGCAAAUUGCGCGCAGUCCUUCAACUACUGGCUCGGUGAAAAAUGCUAUGACUAUGACCGAGAAGAUACUGGCUCGUGCUUCGGAGAAACCCCAUUUAACCCCAGGUGAUAAUGUGUGGGUUAAUGUUGAUAUCUUAAUGACUCAUGAUGUUUGUGGACCUGGUUCUUUUGGCAUCUUCAAGAAGGAAUUUGGCCAUAAUGCAAAGGUGUGGGACCGUGAAAAGAUUGUCAUUAUUCCUGAUCAUUAUAUCUUUACAAGUGAUGAGCGUGCAAAUCGCAAUGUUGAUAUCUUGAGAGACUUUGUGAAGGAGCAAAAUAUCAAAUACUUCUAUGACAUAACCGAUCUUUCUGACUUUAAGGUCAAUCCUGACUACAAAGGAGUUUGUCAUGUCGCUCUUGCUCAAGAGGGUCACUGUAGACCUGGAGAGGUCUUGUUGGGGACUGAUUCUCACACUUGUAAUGCGGGAGCAUUUGGCCAAUUUGCCACUGGAAUAGGCAAUACUGAUGCUGGUUUUGUUUUAGGCACGGGCAAAAUAUUGCUGAAGGUUCCGCCGACUCUAAGAUUUGUACUGGAUGGAGAGAUGCCUGAUUAUUUGCUCGCAAAGGACUUGAUUCUGCAGAUCAUUGGUGAAAUAUCAGUUUCUGGUGCAACUUAUAAGUCUAUGGAAUUUGUUGGAUCAACUGUGGAGAGUUUGACGAUGGAAGAAAGAAUGACCCUGUGUAAUAUGGUUGUUGAAGCUGGAGGGAAGAACGGUGUUGUUCCUGCUGAUGCUACCACAUUUAAAUAUCUUGAGGGAAAGACAUCCAUACCUUAUGAACCUGUUUAUAGCGAUGGUCAAGCAAGAUUUGUGUCUGAGUACCGGUUUGAUGUUUCAAAGUUGGAACCCCUUGUUGCAAAGCCUCAUUCUCCGGACAAUCGUGCAUUAGCAAGAGAGUGCAAAGAUGUCAAAAUUGAUAGGGUUUAUAUUGGAUCUUGUACAGGGGGGAAAACAGAAGAUUUUAUGGCUGUAGCAAAAGUCUUUCUAGCCUCUGGGAAAAAGGUCAAAGUCCCGACUUUUCUCGUCCCAGCCACCCAGAAGGUGUGGGUGGAUGUAUAUACUCUUCCUGUGCCUGGAUCUGGUGGCAAGACCUGUGCCCAGAUAUUUGAAGCAGCUGGAUGUGAUACACCAGGUAGUCCAGGUUGUGGAGCUUGUCUUGGUGGCCCUAGAGACACAUAUGCUCGAAUGAAUGAGGCACAGGUGUGCGUCUCAACAACAAACAGGAAUUUUCCCGGGCGAAUGGGGAACAAGGAAGGACAGAUAUAUCUAGCAUCUCCGUACACAGCAGCAGCAUCAGCAUUGACUGGCUAUGUUACUGAUCCCAGAGAGUUCUUACAAUAAGCUGUGGACUAUUGGUGUCUGAAUGUAUGUGCUCAUCUUUCACAAUUUUGAGAUUAUCUCUGUAUUCUCAGCAAAGUCAUGUCGGUUGUAUUGAACCUUAGUCCAGAGUAAAAAGAGAAUAAACAAUGUUCCAAGGGGGAAGCAAUGGGUCAAUUUUACUAUUAUCUA
Molecule: messenger RNA, 1947 nt
Organism: Beta vulgaris subsp. vulgaris (sugar beet)
Lineage: Eukaryota; Viridiplantae; Streptophyta; Magnoliopsida; Caryophyllales; Amaranthaceae
Product: 3-isopropylmalate dehydratase large subunit, chloroplastic
Exons: 15
Coding region: 238-1779 (513 amino acids)
Biological process (GO): amino acid biosynthetic process
Molecular function (GO): 3-isopropylmalate dehydratase activity; 4 iron, 4 sulfur cluster binding
Source: RefSeq, a predicted model, not a curated record